Pelobates fuscus (common spadefoot toad) is the source of this 1026-nucleotide messenger RNA. Its product is annotated as olfactory receptor 5P80-like. Gene Ontology annotation, biological process: G protein-coupled receptor signaling pathway. Gene Ontology annotation, cellular component: membrane. The coding region runs from base 1 to 1026 and encodes 341 amino acids. The record is from RefSeq and is a predicted model, not a curated record. Lineage: Eukaryota; Metazoa; Chordata; Amphibia; Anura; Pelobatidae. The transcript has 2 exons. Gene Ontology annotation, molecular function: olfactory receptor activity; G protein-coupled receptor activity.
AUGGCUGGUGUCUUCAAAAAAGGUCACAGCAAGCAGAAAGGAGCAGCGAUGAUUCCAAGACAUAACCAGUCAGCUAAUCCAGAAUUCUUCCUCCUUGGGUUCCAGCUUCAACGCACCUCUAGAAUAAUUUUCUUCGCUGGUGUCUUCAUAGUGUUUAUGAUGACAAUAACUGGAAAUCUUCUAAUGAUAAUGCUGGUUUCUACUACUCAAUAUCUCAGAUCUCCCAUGUACGUCUUGCUCAGCCACUUGUCCUUUUGUGAUAUUAUACUUAGUAUGACUAUUACACCAAAUUUAUUAUAUGUCACCUUACAAGAUGGUAGCCCCAUGACAGUUAGUGGGUGUAUUACUCAGCUUUAUUUCUUUAGCUUGUCUUCAGCUACAGAAUGUCUUCUUCUCACCAUGAUGUCCUAUGAUAGAUAUGUGGCUGUCUGUAAACCAUUGCAUUAUGUAACGAUAAUGAAUUUCCCAUUUUGUCUUGGACUAGUUGUGUUGUCUUGGACACUGGGUUUAUGUCUCUCAAUGAUGCUUAAUAUUUGUUUGUGUCAUUUACAAUUUUGCAUUUCAAAUACUAUUGACCAUUUCUUCUGUGAUUAUGCUCCUUUCUUGCAGGUUUCUUGUUCUGAUACAACAAUUGUACAAACUAUGAUAUUUAUAAUAUCUGCUCCAGAAAUUGUAAUUGAAACUAUGUUUAUUAUUUCUACUUAUGUUUGUAUCUUUCUCGCAAUACAUAGAAUAUCAUCCACCACUGGGAGACAGAAAGCCUUCUCCACAUGCAGUUCCCACCUCACUGUCGUGUGCACGUAUUACGGGACUCUAGCUGCUAUCUAUGUAUUUCCUUCAGGAAAACAGUCAUUUAAUAUGAAUAAGAUUGUGUCCCUCGUGUACACAGUUGUGACCCCUUUAUUGAAUCCUUUAAUAUACAGUCUGAGGAACCAAGAAAUCAAGGCAGCUUUAAAAUCUAUUUGGAGAAAGAAAAAAUGUAGAAGUUUAAUAUAUUUCUUUUUUCUAAAGAUCCGUGAUUUUUAG